Messenger RNA from Neltuma alba, 1731 nucleotides. RefSeq names its product inorganic phosphate transporter 1-4-like. Gene Ontology annotation, molecular function: phosphate transmembrane transporter activity. The transcript has a single exon. The record is from RefSeq and is a predicted model, not a curated record. Gene Ontology annotation, cellular component: membrane. Bases 32 to 1684 code for a protein of 550 amino acids. Lineage: Eukaryota; Viridiplantae; Streptophyta; Magnoliopsida; Fabales; Fabaceae. Gene Ontology annotation, biological process: transmembrane transport; phosphate ion transport.
AAGGAGAGGUCAUCAGGAUAUAUAGCAAAUCAUGGGGAAGGAACAAAUCCAAGUGCUGAAGGCACUGGAUGUGGCGAAAACACAAUGCUAUCAUUUUACUGCCAUCAUUAUUGCAGGCAUAGGCUUCUUCACGGACGCGUAUGACCUGUUCGCCAUUUCCCUUGUCACUAAGUUGAUUGGUCGUGUUUAUUAUUACACGGCAGAUGCAGACAAACCUGGUAGGUUGCCUCCCCACGUAUCGGCCGCCAUUAAUGGCGUAGCUUUCUGCGGAACACUCACUGGCCAGCUCUUUUUUGGCUGGAUGGCAGAUAAGGUGGGACGGAGAGCCGUUCACGGCAUGACUCUGUUGACGAUGAUCAUGUGUGCCAUUUGCUCUGGCCUCUCCUUCGGGCACACCGCUAAAUCUGUAAUGAACACUCCCUGCUUUUUCCGAUUCUGGCUUGGCUUUGGUAUUGGUGGAGACUACCCACUUUCUCCAACCAUCAUGUCUGAGUAUUCUAGCAAGAAGACUCGUGGUGCUUUCAUUGCCGCCGUAUUUGCGAUGCAGGGUUUUGGGAUUUUGGCUGGGGGCUUGUUCGCAAUGAUCAUUUCGGCUGCGUUCAAGUCCAGGUUCGAUGCUCCUCCUUAUCAGGUUGAUCCAACUGGCUCAACGGUUCCUGAAGCAGACUUUGUUUGGAGGAUUAUUCUAAUGGCGGGAUCGGUUCCAGCUUUGUUGACUUAUUAUUGGAGGAUGAAGAUGCCUGAAACUGCUCGUUACACUGCUCUUGUUGCUCAGAAUACAGAGAGAGCAGCGGCUGAUAUGUCCAAGGUUUUGCAGGUGGAGAUUCAAGCUGAGCAUGAGAAAGUUGAGAAGAAAACUACUGAUCAGACAAAGGCCAAGUUGUUUGGAUUGUUUUCUAAGGAGUUCCUGAUUCGUCAUGGCCUUCAUUUGCUAGGAACCUCGAGCGCUUGGUUCUUCCUUGAUAUCGGUUACUACAGCCAAAACCUCUUCCAGAAAGAUAUAUUCAGUGCAGUUGGAUGGAUUCCCCCUGCAAAAACCAUGAACGCCCUCGACGAGCUUUGCCACAUUGCCAAGGCUCAAACUCUUAUUGCUCUGUGCAGUGCAGUUCCAGGUUACUGGUUCACGGUGGCUUUAAUGGACAAAAUAGGAAGAUUCACUAUCCAGUUGAUGGGGUUCUUUUUCAUGACUGUGUUCAUGUUUGCUCUGGCCAUUCCUUGCCACCACUGGACUCUGAAGGAGAACCGAAUUGGAUUUGUGGUGUUGUACUCUCUGACUUUCUUCUUUUCAAAUUUUGGACCCAAUGCUACGACAUUUGUGGUGCCAGCAGAGAUUUUCCCCACCAGAUUCAGAUCAACGUGUCAUGGCAUAUCAUCAGCGUCUGGGAACCUGGGGGCUAUAGUUGGCGUAUUCGGAUUCUUGGCUCUGGCACAGAAUCAGGAUCCCAGAAAAGUCGAUGCAGGGUAUGGUCCUGGUAUUGGGGUGAAGAAUUCACUACUUGUGCUGGGCGCCAUUAAUGCUUUAGGCUUCGCUCUCACUUUCUGGGUGCCUGAGCCAAAGGGCAAAUCCUUGGAGGAUAUAUCAGGGAAAGCUGAGGAGGAAGACGAAGGCAAGGUGCACACAGAGCAAGCACCCGUUUGCAACAAUAGAACAAUUCCUCUUGCUGCCACUUCUAAUUCUUACUAGUAUAAGUGUUAGUUGACUAAUUUGAGUAAAUUAAGAAAACUAGUUAA